AUGAACGUGAUAGCGACGAAUGAUAUGGAUGAGAUCUAUGAGGAUCCUGAGUAUGGUGAAAUGGGAGAAUUGGAGAAGUUAUCGACUAAGGUUGAUGAGAGUGAGGACACGGAUGAUACGGCAGCAAGUGUGGAGGCAGCAGUGAAGCAGAAAGAGGAGAUAGUCGCUAUGGAGGCAGCAGCAGUGAAUGGUGGCGAUAGAGAUGGUGUCAACACUUUUGCAGCAGCGAUUGUGGUUGAAGUCGAAGCAGUAAAUGCGAAGUGUGUGGGAGUCGAAGCUGUGAAAGGGGACAUCAUGGUGAAGGGAUCAAAGGUGAAAGCAACUGCAAAGGGGCGAGUGCUUACGAAAGAGGAACAUGUUGAAGGGUACGAGACCCGAGAGGUGUUGAGUGUUGAGAUGCCGAGGAGCAGCGAGAGGAUCAAGAAAAUCUCUCAAGGUUUGGAUGUCAAGGCGCUCAACUUCAAGACACGUAAGCAGAGGCUCAAGGUGCAGGAGCUGCAGGGGAGCCCCCCAUCUCCGCCUGUUUCCGCGCUUCCUCCCGUCCCCUCCCCCCGCUUCCCCCGCUCCCCCCGCUCCCCCCCCUCCGCCUCUUCCGGCAGAGCGCGGAGCCAAAAUGGCCUGAAAUCCCCCUCCGCUUUCCCCCCCGCUUCCCCCCACCCCGCCUUCCCCGCUUCCCCCCGCCGUCCCCCCCGCUCGGGUGUACUCUGCGCCUUCCCGUCCGCCAGCGCCUGCGCCGCCACUGCUGUUUCCGCCCCCCCUUCCCCUUCCGCCUACCUGAGCGUCCCCCCCCGCGCGUUCCCCCGCCGCCUGGAGUCUCCGCUGCGCCAGUCUCUGCGCAAAGCGCGAGGCCCUUCCGACAAGGUCGUCUAG
Closterium sp. Naga37s-1 is the source of this 870-nucleotide messenger RNA. NCBI's taxonomy places the organism in Eukaryota, Viridiplantae, Streptophyta, Zygnematophyceae, Desmidiales, Closteriaceae. The record is from the annotation of a GenBank genome assembly.